AUGAUGGACAGUAAAUCCAAUGUUGGCGACUCGGCAACGAUGCCCAUGCCACCAGAGCUUUAUCAUGGCGCUCUCUUGCAACCGGCAUCUCCGCACAGAAACUCUGCCUCUACGGCUCCCUUUUCCGAGAAGAGAGGCCAGCUGCACAGUUGCCAUGGCGUCCCGCAUGAGGACCUCACCCGUGAGCCGUCGGAGAUGUUUCAAGUCGUUAUCGACGGCGACGACGGCGGCGUUGAGAUGCGGCGUGUGCAUGACCGCAUUGAGACUGCCUUGCGCGUGCGCUCACUGUACCGGCCUCUGGAGACUCGCGUGGGCGGCCGGGAGCGGGCAAACCCGUAUAUGUCAGCUCCGAUGCCGGGCCGCAUCACAAUCGUGCAGAAGGACGGCGUCUACCAGGUCUCUGACCAUGACGCGUCGCUUUUUCUCCCUAUACCAACGUGGUCGCAGUACGCGACGGACGUACAGAAGGUGCGGCUCACCGUCGGCAACGCCGGCUGCGUCAACGCCUGUCACCAUCGCCUUGGCAUUAUGCAAGAGCGCUCCCGCAUGUUCUUUUUGCUUAAUGCGGGGAUGGAAGAGCGGGCGAAUUACCACAAAGCCGGCGGCGUCUUUUCGGCCGCCAGGAAGGUAGACAACGCGGUCCUGCUCUCCGAGUCGAUGGAUGCGCAAGAGCUGCUCGAGGGGGUGAAGGAGAUGUACCGGCGCAGUCCGGAGGCAGCAGUGCACCUGCGCAACGGGUCUAACUCUACGCUGCGUGAGCUGCUCGGCGCACACGGCGUACGGUCCGCGGAUGAUCUCACCGUUGCUGGUCUCGGAUGGCAGGCAGAGAAAGACGCACCUCAUCAAGGCCAGAUCGACUUGGCAGAUUGCGAGAGCAUGGCUGCCCUCGGCGCCGAGCUGCGUUUCUCCUUCACCGAGUUGCAGGGGUACCUGUGCGAGAAGGUGCUGCGGCGCGUGGUGUCCAGGGCAGAGCGGCCGUCACUUACUCCACAGGCGGCUGAGUACAGCGUGCCGCUCUACGGUCUGCAAUCUUCCGAGCUGAGCUAUCUGGCGGAGCUGAUGCAACGUAGGCUCGAGGGCCCGCAUCCGCGAGUGCAGUACAUCCUGAGCAUCUGCUUCACCGAGUCGCCGCCAUUCGAGGUGGUGAGUAGCUGCACAACGCUGCAGGACCAGCUGGACAACAUCUUUCUCGCUCUCUUCAAGGCCACCUUGGCUCCGGAAGACCCGAGCAACGCCGGCGUGGCGUGGCUGCUGGGGCAAGUGGGUGGUCUGCAGAUGCUGCAUGCACAGGAUGGGCCCGGCCGCGACUUUGACGAGAUGGCUCCGCCGCCAGAUCAGGUGAAGAUUGGGGCCAAGCAGAGCGGGCUCUACUACAUGUACUACCUGUACGCCAACCUCGCCGUGCUGAACAGUCUGCGGCGGCGCAAGGGGCUCGAGCCAUUGCAGCUGCGCUGCACCGGCAACAAGCCAACCGGGAUGGACGACCUGAUCGGCGCCUACAUCCUUUCUGACGUUAUCACACGCGCGACCAAGAUUACCGACUACCCCGUUCUGCAGUACCUGUGCGGUCUGCAUCGUGUCGGCCUGACUGUGUCGCCGCUGUGCGACCACAUGGAAGGCAUUGUGGCGUACAAGGACCACCCGCUUCCCCACUUUUUGCAUCGCUGCCUGCACAUCACGCUAUCGACAGAGUCGCCGCUGCGCUACCAUCACAACCCCCGCGCGCUCAUCGAAGAGUACGCCACGGCGCAGAAGAUGUUUCGACUGAGCUCCCUCGACAUGACAGAGCUCGCGCACAACAGUGUUCUCAUGUCCUCCUUCUCUCCUGAAGUGAAGCGGCAGUGGCUUGGGGACAAAUACCAGCUGGGCGUCGAGGGCAACGAGUUUGAGCUGAGCCAUGUCACCAACGCACGGCUUGCGUUCCGCGACGAAGCCUGGCAGCUGGAACGCAACAUGAUGCGUGACCUAAACUUGAAUCCUUCUCACGAGGUCGGCGCCGGGCUCAGUCGCUGGCACCACCUGAGCAACGUGCAGGAGGUGGAGUACGAUACCGUGAUGGACAGCCGCGUCCGCUUCCCGCGCACGGUGCUCAAAGGACCACACAAGGACGCGAAGGCGGUGACGGCGGCACCGCGCGUCGCGCGCGCCCUCGACCUGCGCCACCAGUACAUCUGGUGCCCACCCCCUCCGUGGGAGACGGCGCAGCGACACGGCGUCGAGACAGACUUCCAGCGCCGAACGGCGACCUUCAACGAGGAUGAGUGGACCUACGCGGCGAGCGACGCGGUCUUCAUUGCGUACCCCAAAAGCGCCGUGCACGCCUGGCCGCGGUCGCUGCCGACGCUCGACGACUUCCACAAGCACCUGCGCGAACUGAGGGACAUCUGCGCCAGCGCCGAGGUGAAGGAGUACGCGCACAAGCGACUCGAGAACCUCGAUCACAAGUUCCGCCUGCACCUGGCUCUCAACCACGAAAACGAAGCCGGCACCACGGAGGAUCGACAGUCCUCGAACCGUGACUUCUAUCAGGCCACCAAGGUUGACACGCACAUCCACAUGGCAGCCGGCAUGACGCCGAAGCAGAUUUUGAAGUUUGUGCUUGCCAAGCUGAAGGAAAGCGGCGACGACAUUGCCAUGAAGAAGGGAGACGACAUCUUCACCCUGGGCCAGCUCUUCGCCAAGGCCGGCAUCACGCCGAACUUGACGGUGGAUCAGCUGAACGUGCAGGCCGACCAUACGCUGUUCGAGCGCUUUGACAACUUCAACAGCAAGUACAACCCGAUGGAAAACGGCGACCUGCGCUCGCUUCUGCUGAAGACGGACAACUUCAUGAACGGCCGCUACUUUGCAGAGCUGAUCCACGACGUAUUUGAGCAGUACUCGCGCGACCGCUACACCUACGCCGAGAACCGCCUCUCUGUCUACGGCAUCAACGUCAAGGAGUGGGACAAGCUGGCGCAUUGGUUUGCCACGCACGGUAUGGCGAACAAGCACAACAAGUGGAUUAUUCAGGUGCCGCGCGUGUACAAGGUGUUCCGCGCGCAGAACGUCAUUGGCAGCUUUGGUCAGUAUCUGCAGAAUAUCUUUCAGCCCUUGUGGGAGGCCUCGCUGCACCCGAGCGAGCAUCCGACGCUGCACAACUUUCUCAAUCACGUGAGCGGCUUCGACUCCGUGGACAACGAGGCCACCAUCGAUCUCCCCUUCACGACGGUCUCGCCGUGGGCUUGGACGGUCGUCGAGAACCCGCCGUACAACUACUACCUCUACUACCUGUACGCCAACAUCCGCACACUCAACGAGUUCCGCGCCUCUCGCGGCUUCUCUACGUUUGGGCUGCGGCCGCACUGCGGCGAGUCAGGCUCUGAGGUGCACCUUUACGGCGCCUUUCUGUGCGCGAACAGCAUCUGCCACGGCAUCAACCUGCGCAACGAUCCACCGAUGCAGUAUCUCUACUACCUCGCCCAGAUUGGUUUGCACGUGUCGCCGCUGAGUAACAACGCUCUUUUCUUGCACUUUUUGAGCAAUCCGUUUCCCGACUUCUUCCACCGCGGACUGAAUGUGUCGUUGAGCACAGACGAUCCGAUGAUGUUCCACCAAACACAGGAGCCGCUGAUCGAGGAGUACAGCAUUGCUGCGCGCGUGUGGGGGCUCAGCGCGAACGACCUGUGUGAGAUUGCUCGCAACUCCGUGCUGCAGUGCGGCUUCGACAACAACUUCAAAUGCAACGCAAUCGGUGACCGCUGGUUCCUCUCGUCUUCGUUGGGCAACGACUCGCUGCGUACGCACCUCUCCGACAUUCGUGUCGCGUUUAGGUUUGAGACCUACCACACCGAGCUGCAGCAGCUAGAGCUGUGCUGCGGACGGCCGGUAUCGCGCUUCAUGAUGACCGCCGCCGAGGAGCGCGCCGUUGACGUCCAGAUCGUCGAUGUGCAGCGUGAAUACGUUCUCCUCUCCACGCACGAUCAGGCGAUGGAGGUGAUGCUGCGCGAGAUGGAGGACACGAAAACGAAGAUCGUGCAGACACGGGCUCAGGUGGACAUCUUACGACGGCAGCAGCGCUCUCUGCUGGAGAAAAUCACGGAGAUGGGUAUCCGCCGCCAGGAGGCCGAGGAGCAGUCUGCGCAGGAGGAGAAGGAGCUGCCGUCUCGCAAGGGCCCUCUCUACGUGCGUGAAAAGUCGCAGGGCUCGCAGGUCGGCGGCGGCGAUGGUGAUCGUUCUGGUGUCUUACAGAGCCCCACGUGUCCUACACAGCAGGGUGAAACACUGAAGCGCCUUUUGCGCUGGAAGCCGAUGCCACCAGACCUGAUGCGCUCCGUCACACAGGCGAGUUUCAGCAGUUCUCGUGGGCGUCCACUUCCGCCGCUGCCAGUGCGGCAGCUGUCCCAAAGCACGACAAGCGUCAAGGGCCCUGCCGGAUAUUGA
Messenger RNA from Leishmania major strain Friedlin, 4422 nucleotides. RefSeq names its product putative AMP deaminase. The coding region runs from base 1 to 4422 and encodes 1473 amino acids. The transcript has a single exon. The record is from RefSeq and is a predicted model, not a curated record. Gene Ontology annotation, molecular function: AMP deaminase activity. Gene Ontology annotation, biological process: AMP metabolic process; IMP salvage. Gene Ontology annotation, cellular component: cytosol. Lineage: Eukaryota; Euglenozoa; Kinetoplastea; Trypanosomatida; Trypanosomatidae.